AUGAGCUCCGACACCGCAGUGUUCCAGCCGGCCUUUACCGAACCGCCCGGCACCAACCUUGUCGGCAUCCCUGUCAGCAACUUGACGCUGCCGUCGCCGUACGUUGCCUAUGGCCGGCCGUACGACGAGCUCUGUGCCAAGCACGUGCGCGAGACAUUCAAGGCGUCGCGCGUUUACAUUGUCGUGUCCAAGUCGCUGGCGGCCAACACGGACCGACUGGACCGACUGGUGGCGGCUCUUCAGAAGAGCAAUAUUGCGGUUGUCGGCGUGCGCAAAGGCAUCACGCCGCACACGCCGUGGACUGAAAUUCUGAGCAUUGCGGCCGAGUGUCGUGCGGCCCAGGCGGACUGUGUCGUGACACUGGGCGCGGGCAGCACCACAGACGGGGCCAAGCUGGUUGUGCUGUGUCUGGCCAACGACAUCCGCGAGCCGACACAGCUCGCCCGCUACUCGGUGGAGAGCACCGACAUCCCCAAAGACGUGCGACCGCCGACGGUGCCGCUCGUCACGAUCCCCACCAGCCUAUCAGGCGGCGAGUAUUUCAGUCUGGCCGGCGGCACGGACGACACCACGGCGCACAAGUCGCACAAGUACGGCUUCCUGCACUCGGGCAUGGGCGCCAAGCUGAUUAUCCUCGACGCCGCGCUCGCCACGCUGACACCCGCCUAUCACUGGCUCAGCACCGGCGUGCGCAGCGUCGACCACUGCGUCGAAGCCCUGUGCUGUCUGACGGCCACGCCUGCGGCCGAGGACAAGGCGGAGCGCGGCCUGCGGCUGCUGGUGCCCAGCCUCCUGCGCUGCAAAAACGACGACAAGGACGUCGCGGCCCGCCACCGCUGCCAGAUGGCCGUCAACUUGGCCAUGGACAACAUCCGCGCCGGCAUCCCCAUGGGCGGCAGCCACGCCAUCGGCCACCAGCUGGGACCGCUGGGCGUGCCGCACGGCGUCACCAGCUGCAUCAUGUGCGCGGCCGUGAUGAAGUACAAUAUCCGCCACGGGGCCGAAAUCCCGGACAUCACGGCGCGACAGAAGAAGGUGGCCACCAUCUUGUGGUCCGAGCCAGAGGUGGCGGCUGCCUUGCGUGCUGGAGGUCUGGCGCCCGAGACAGCCGACCUGGGCGACCUGAUUGGCACCAUUGUCAAGACACUGGGUCUGCCGCGGUUCCUGAACGAAGUGGGCAUCGGCCGCGACAUCAUACCGAACCUGUCGGUGCGGGCUCUUGAAGACUUUUGGGCGCCGACGAACCCGGUGCCUCUUGUGAAGCCGGAGCAGGUGACGGAGAUUCUGGAGGCCGUAGCAGGGUAG
Sporothrix schenckii 1099-18 is the source of this 1305-nucleotide messenger RNA. Its product is annotated as Fe-containing alcohol dehydrogenase. The coding region runs from base 1 to 1305 and encodes 434 amino acids. Gene Ontology annotation, cellular component: mitochondrion. The transcript has a single exon. Gene Ontology annotation, molecular function: metal ion binding; alcohol dehydrogenase (NAD+) activity. NCBI's taxonomy places the organism in Eukaryota, Fungi, Ascomycota, Sordariomycetes, Ophiostomatales, Ophiostomataceae. The record is from RefSeq and is a predicted model, not a curated record.